AUGCUUGCUCGCCAUGCCCUCAAGCAGCUGCGAGCCUCGUCAUCCCAGGCCACCCGUGGUUUUGCUGUUCUAACGGCCGACACGAUCAACCCUAACAUCGUCAAGGCCGAGUACGCUGUCCGUGGCGCUCUGGUGCUGCGCUCCAACGAGUACGAGAACCGUCUGGCCAAUGGUGACAAGUCACUCCCCUUCGACAAGGUCAUCCCGUGCAAUAUUGGCAACCCACAGGUGCUCAAGCAGGAGCCCAUCGAGUUCCAGCGCCAGGUGUUAGCGCUUGUUAACGUGCCGGGCCUUGUGGACCAGCCGGAGGCACAAAAACUUUUCCCGCCGGACGCUAUUGCACGCGCCAAGUUCUACAUCGACAACAUCGUGGGUGGCACUGGCGCCUAUGGCCACAGCAAGGGCUCUGCAGUUGUGCGUGAGGAGGUUGCGCGCUUCAUGCAGCGCCGCGAUGGUCACCCAGCCGACCCGGAGGACAUUUAUCUCACGGACGGUGCCAGUCCGGCUGUGCAGAACUCGCUGUUGUCUCUGAUCCGUGACGAAAACGACGCCAUCAUGGCUCCUAUCCCACAGUACCCGCUGUACUCGGCGGCCAUCGCCAUCAACGGCGGCACCUUGGUUGGCUACUACCUGGACGAGGCCAACGCUUGGGGUCUCGAUGUUGACGAGCUGGCGCGUGCUGUGAAGGAGGCCCGUGAUGCUGGCAAGUCAGUGCGUGCGAUGGCUGUGAUCAACCCUGGCAACCCCACGGGCCAGUGUCUGUCGGAGAAGAACAUCGAAGAGAUCAUCAAGUUCUGCAAGAAGGAAGACAUCUUGAUCCUGGCUGACGAAGUGUACCAAGAAAAUGUGUACGCUGAGGGAAAGAAGUUCUUCUCAUUCAAGAAGGUACUGCGCGAUAUGGGCAAGGAAUACGAUGACGUGGAGCUGAUCUCGUUCCACUCGACGUCCAAGGGCUUCACGGGCGAGUGUGGUCGCCGUGGUGGCUACAUGGAGCUGGUCAACAUUGACGAGGGUGCCAAGGACCAGUUCUAUAAGCUCAUGUCGGUGAACCUGUGCUCGAACAUCGAAGGUCAGCUGGUUGUGGGCAUGAUGACCAACCCGCCACAGCCUGGUGACGCGUCCUACGAGCGCUACGCUGAGCAGCGUGACGGUACGCUUGGAUCGCUCAAGCGCCGUGCGGAGAAGCUCGUGAAGGCCUUUAACGAGCUCGAGGGAGUGACUUGCAAUGAGACGGAGGGCGCUAUGUACACGUUCCCGAACCUGACGCUUCCACCCAAGGCUGUUGAAGCUGCUAAGGAAGCUGGCAUGGCUCCCGAUGCGUUCUACUGCACUCAAAUGCUGGACGACACGGGAAUUGUAGUUGUUCCUGGCUCGGGCUUCGGUCAGAAGGAAGGCACGUGGCACUUCCGCACCACGAUCUUGCCGCCUGAGGACGCAGUGGACGAUGUGAUCGAGAUGACGUCCAAGUUCCACGCCAAGUUCAUGGACACGUACCGGUAG
Phytophthora infestans T30-4 is the source of this 1500-nucleotide messenger RNA. RefSeq names its product alanine aminotransferase 2. Bases 1 to 1500 code for a protein of 499 amino acids. Gene Ontology annotation, molecular function: pyridoxal phosphate binding; L-alanine:2-oxoglutarate transaminase activity. Gene Ontology annotation, biological process: biosynthetic process. Lineage: Eukaryota; Oomycota; Peronosporomycetes; Peronosporales; Peronosporaceae. The transcript has a single exon. The record is from RefSeq and is a predicted model, not a curated record.